Molecule: messenger RNA, 2447 nt
Organism: Bactrocera oleae (olive fruit fly)
Lineage: Eukaryota; Metazoa; Arthropoda; Insecta; Diptera; Tephritidae
Source: RefSeq, a predicted model, not a curated record
GCUUCAGUUCAACUUUGGUCGCGAAACGCGUCGGUUGUAUAUUUUGUGCGCUAUAAAAUUAUCGUUACUGCGAAUCAACGCGUGAAUCUCAAGUUAGACCUUAUUUAUAUUGCCGCAGUGUAGAUAAAAAAAAGGUAUAAUAAAGAAAAUACUGCAGUAGCUGCGCGUACAAAAAUAUACGGGCUCCGUUAUACAACAACAAAUGAGACGAAAUGCAAUUGAAAAGAGUUUGACGUAAAAGUCAUAAAUACAUUCGGGUUUUUUUUUGAACUCAUUUUAUUUUUAUUUCUUGAAUUGUUGCUUAUUUUUUUGUUAUUGUCUGCUAUACACCGGUUGUAUUUUUGUGUGACGCAGCGCACUGAAUAUUUGCCCAAUUGAUUCACACACAAUACUGCGGCAGUUGUAGCAGCACAAAACAACAACAAACAAAACAAGUGUUAAUAAAAAAAGGCGGUUAACAGUGAAGUCUUAUUAGUGUAUAUGGAUGUUUGAUUACGAGACGUGAAAGUCUCGCAUGUUUUAAUACUCUAGUAAAUUGAGAUUAGUGAACUAAAAGAGCGUAACAGCAAAAACAUUGGUAAAACAACAACAACACCGCAUAUUUUAUAGAUCAAGCAGCGGCAACAGCACGAAAAUGACCGACAAUCUCGCUUCCCCGAUCAAAGCAUUUUAUACAGGCAAAAAUGUCUUCAUUACCGGCGCCACUGGUUUCGUGGGGGUCACCAUUGUCGAAAAGCUAUUGCGUGAUAUACCCGAAAUCGGCACCAUCUACCUGCUGAUGCGUCCCAAAAAAGGCAAGACGGUGGCACAACGCUUAGAAGACAUACGCAAGAAUUCUGUUUUCGACAAGUUCAAAGAACUGAAAAUCGAUGAGAAGCGUUUCGAUAAGAUUGUGCCCAUUGAAGGUGAUGUGGGUCAAGAGCAUUUGGGCAUCUCUGAAACGGAACGUCAGGUGUUGAUCGAUAAUGUGCAUGUGGUAUUCCACUCUGCAGCCACAUUGGAUUUCUUUCAGUCACUCAAAGAGACCACAAAUAUUAACUUAUUAGGUACACGACGUGUGGUGGAGUUGUGUAAGCAACUGAACAAAUUGGAGGCACUUGUACAUGUCUCCAGCGCUUAUGUAAACUCGUAUAUCACUGAAGUGGAGGAAAAAUUAUAUCCAGCUCCAGAUGAUCCCGAAAAGGUGAUACAUUUGGCUGAAACGCUAAGCGAUGAGGCGCUCAAGGAGUUAGAGCCCAAGUUGUUGAAAGAUCAUCCCAACACGUACACGUUCACCAAACACUUGGCCGAACACGAAGUGGCCAAUGUGGCCUCACGUUUUCCAUGCGGCAUUGUGCGACCUAGCAUGAUCACUGCCGCCUGGAAGCAACCAAUACCCGGUUGGACUAUCUCAAAGAAUGGCCCACAAGGCUUCUUUAUGGGCGCGUCGCGUGGCAUUUUGCGUCGUUUACCUUUAGAUCCGACCAUUAUCAUGGAUUACAUACCUGUCGAUGUGGUGGUGAAUGCAAUUAUCACAACCGGUUACUAUGUAAAUGCGCUGAAAAUCAAAAACGCUGGCAAACCAGCUGAGCUACAAAUUUUCCAUCUCACUUCCAGCACGUACAAGCCUUUCCGUUUCGAGUUCUUGAUAAAUAAAAUUAAUGCAUUCCUCCAUGAAUAUCCGCUGGUAUCUGCUGUUUGGUAUCCAAAUCUAAAGCUGGUCAAGAGUUUAUUCCUCUUCCGUUUGGGCGCUAUACUAUUUCAUUUUAUCCCCGCUUUCUUCUUGGACUUGGUCACUAAAUUAAGCGGUGGUAGACCUAUUCUGAUACGCUUGCAUAAGAGUGUCUGGAACUCGUUGAAUACUUUGGAGAAAUUUAUUUUUACUGAAUGGCAUUAUGACAGCAAACAUACGUUGGCACUUUCGAAGCAGUUGGAUCCACGUGACCGUGAAACAUUUUUCAUUGAUAUUGGUGAUUUAGCUUGGGAUGACUACUUCCUCAACACUAUUAUGGGCGUGCGCCAGUAUCUAAGCAAAGAAUCACCGAAAACAUUAUCAGCUGCCAGAAAGAAGGAUAAGAUUUUGCUGGCUUUACAUGUCGCUUUGCAAUUGGCGUUCUACUACGGCAUAUGGAAGCUAGCUAUAUUUGCUUUUGGUCUAUCCAACGCCAAGGCUGCACUUAUACUGCCAGUUGCUUACUUCCUUGUGGGACUUAUUUAAGAACAUCAUCACAAUUAAUACAAAAUAACAUAUAUUUUAUUAACUUGAAUCUUGUGUGGAUUCGCCGUGAAUUUUUUCUGUGUAAUUGCAUACACAAGUAUUUAUUAAAAUUACUGAAUUAUGCAUUAAUUUUUAUUUCCUCUUAACUUCAAGGCUUGGUUUAUAUGCAGUACUUAUUGUCAAUAUACACAUGUAUAAAUACUAAAUAAAGUGUUUUUUGUAUUUAGAAAUAAAAAUAUUGUAUUUGUUA